AUGGGUACCGUUUUACUUACUGGAGCUAACGGCUCUAUUGGCCUUCACGUGACGGAGGAACUUUUGAAAACAUCACCUGAGCUGACACUCGUCCUGACUGUUCGGCAAACAGAGGAUAAGAACACUGCUAGGCUUAAUGAUGUGAUAUCCAAAUAUACCAAUGCCAAAACCUUCAUUCACAAACUUGAUCUUGCCGACCUUUCAGCAGUCCAUAGCUUUACCGGUAAGAUUCUUUCCAGCGUCGCGUCUGGUCAGCUUCCGCACAUAGGAGUCAUUAUUUGCAACGCGAUGUACUGGAAUCUUGUUUCCGAUCCGGAGAUAACUGUUGAUGGGUAUGAUAAGACCUUUCAGGUUGGGCAUAUCGCCCAUGUUGCUCUCGUUCUUCGGCUACUCGGUUCCUUCGAUAAAAGCAUCGGCGGCCGCGUUGUCUUGAUGUCGAGCCAGAAUCAUUACCCCGGGAAGAGCCAAAUGGAGAAGAUACCCCCCAAGAUUCCUUCAGACAUGAGCAAACUUGUACACACAAGUCCUGCCGACGACUCACAUGUCGACCACAAUGCUCGAGGGUUCGAGAUAUACAGUAACAUGAAGCUCGCAGCGGUAGCAUGGAUGCAUGCGCUCAACCAGCACUUGGAGAAGGAUCCUGCGCUCCAGAAAAUUACUGUUGUUGCCAUUGACCCUGGUGUUAUCUGCGAUUCGCGAGCCUUCACAACAAACACGCCGAGCUCCAUUAUCAACAUGCAAAAAUACGUGCUUCGACCAUUUUCACCGCUAUGUCGACUAGUUGGGAUCAAAGGCUUUCGCACCUCGGCGCAGGCUGCCGUUGAUGUUGCCCAGCUAGCCAUCAACAGAGCUCAACCCAAUGCCAGAGGCUACUUCACGCUCCUUAACAAAGACGCAACCGCCCCUCAAAGCUUGGAACGAGAGAUACAGCAACGGCAUCCUUCCAUGUGCAAUGGAUAA
Molecule: messenger RNA, 960 nt
Organism: Xylaria bambusicola
Lineage: Eukaryota; Fungi; Ascomycota; Sordariomycetes; Xylariales; Xylariaceae
Exons: 3
Coding region: 1-960 (319 amino acids)
Cellular component (GO): endoplasmic reticulum membrane; mitochondrial outer membrane; lipid droplet
Molecular function (GO): 3-beta-hydroxysteroid 3-dehydrogenase (NADP+) activity
Source: RefSeq, a predicted model, not a curated record